AUGUCAUCUUUGUAUGCACCAACCAAUGAGGACGUUAAACAGAGGUUAAGGCCAUUUGGUAUUUUCUUCGAGAAAUCCUUGAAGGAUUUGAUCAAGGGUAUACGUGCCAAUAAUGAAACACCAGAGAAGCUGAACCAUUUUCUAGCCCAAGCCCUUAGUGAAUGUCGUGAAGAGGCUAAUUCUCCUGAUUUUAAUCUAAAGACCAAUGCUGUUUUAAAACUGACAUAUUUAGAGAUGUAUGGUUUCGAUAUGUCAUGGGCAAAUUUCCACAUCUUAGAAGUCAUGAGCAGCUCUAAAUUGCAGCAGAAACGUGUAGGAUAUUUGGCGGCAUCACAAUCGUUUUACAAGGAUCCUGAUAUUUUAAUGUUAGCAACGAAUUUAAUGAAAAAAGAUCUCAAAUACACAGGUACAGACGACGUGGUUAAAGUGGGCAUUGCAUUAAGUGGAUUAUCUACAAUUAUAACACCUCCUUUAGCAGCUGACAUCUGUGAUGACCUUUUCACCAUGUUAAACAGUUCGAGGCCAUACAUUCGUAAAAAAGCCAUUACCGCCCUGUUUAAAGUAUUUUUACAGUUCCCAGAGGCGCUAAGGGAUAAUUUCGACAAGUUUGCCGCAAAGUUGGAGGACGAUGACACUUCCGUUGUUUCAGCUGCAGUCAGUGUCAUCUGUGAGCUUUCUAAAAAAAAUCCCCAACCUUUUAUUCAACUUUCUCCACUAUUGUAUGAAAUUUUAGUGACAAUAUCAAAUAACUGGAUUAUUAUUAGACUGUUGAAAUUAUUCACCAACCUUUCAAAAGUAGAACCUAAGUUGAGACCAAGACUUUUACCCAAGAUUCUAGAACUAAUGGAUUCUACGACGGCGACUUCUGUACUUUACGAAUCGAUUAACUGUAUUGUCAAAGGACACAUGUUAGAAGAAGACGAUUAUGAUGUGGCAAUGCAAUGUUUGGAUCGAUUACAUACAUUUUGUGAUUCAUCCGAUCCAAAUUUAAGGUACAUUAGUUGUGUUCUCUUUUACAAAAUUGGUAAAAUUAACACUGCAUUCAUAUCUCAAUUUGAUAAAUUAGUCAUGCGUCUUCUUAACGAUGUGGAUGUUUCAAUUAGAUCAAAGGCGAUUGAGCUUAUAGAGGGUAUUGUGGACGAGGACAAUUUACAAAAUAUUGUAUUAGUACUAUUGAAACAAUUUGUUGAUCAAGAUGUCGUACUAUUGCAGGUAGGUGGAUUCGAAACCACCAGAGAAAUUCCCAUUUUCAUUCCAGAACAGUACAAGAUAAAAAUGGUUAAUGCAGUAAUACACAUUUGCUCUAUGGACAAUUUUGCCAACCUCAAUGAUUUCGAAUGGUACAACGCUGUUCUAUGGGAUUUGGCAAUUCUAUCCCAAGAUCUCAGUGAUAAAUCCUUGGGGUACAGAGUAGGUGAACAACUCCGAAACAUAAUGAUCAAAGUCCCUAGUAUGAGAGAAAUUACAAUGACAACAAUAAUAAAAGUGUUGUACAACGAAGAGAUUAAUAACCAUUUACCCAGUAUUCUGAAGGAUUGCUUCUGGUCUCUCGGUGAAUUUUCAUCGUUUAUUGAAAACGGCGAUGAUCUGAUCAAUCUUGUUUUUCAGAGGAGGAAAUACUACCCUGCAGACGUGGAGAUAAUCCUGAUUCCUUCCCUUUUAAAGAUUUUCAGCAAUUGGUGUAAUAGGUCCACGGAUAUUGAUCCAGAAAGGGUGAAAUCUGUUUUGUCAGAUCUGCUUUCACAUUUUGAGCCUCUCUGCUACUCUAAGGCCUUUGAAGUUCAAGAACGAGCGGUGCAAUGUAUGGAAUUUUUGAAACUUGCUUCUGAAGCAAUGGAACAGGAUACAGAAGGACUACCACUAUUGUUGACUGAUAUCUUGCCUAGCUUUUUCAACAGCUACGAGUUAAAACCAAUCUCUCAAGGCACUCAGCAGAAACUUCAGUCCUGCAUUUCAGUAGAUUGUGAGACUCCAUUUUUAACAGAAGAAGAACUACAAGCUGUUUUAAAUCAAGAAGAAAAUGAAAAUGAUGAAGGUCUAUUUUCCGAGGACUUAUUAUUGAUUGAUGACAGCAGUAGUGCCAGUUACCAAAACCAAGAUUACGAUGUACCCGACGAAUCGAAGGCUAAUAGUGAGGAACCAAAUGUGUUGGAUAAUGAAGAAUUAGAAUCACGCAAAAGAGCGGAAAGAGAAUCUAAUCCGUUCUAUCUAUCUCAAAAUAAUGAUCGUACAAGUAAAGCAAGUACCCAGUUGUUAGAUUUCUCCCACAGAGAAGCGGAUGAACCAGAGGCUCAUUUAAUUAGAUUGAAUAAAAAUACCAAUGGAACUGAAGAUGAAACUGAGAGGAAAAGAAAGAGUAAAAAGAAGCAUAAGAAGAGAGUACAUGUGCUUUCGGAUGAGGUUGUAGUGGAAAAUAAACCCCAAUCACCAACACUUAGUAUACAAUCUUUACCUACAAAUGCAUCAUCUUCCAGAGGCAAGAUUAGUCUAAGAAUGCCCACAAAAUUGGAGAAGUUUGAUUUCUCGAAACCCUUAGUUUCGCCGUCGCAUGAUGGAACCUCAGAUGCAAGGCGUCAAAGUACCUCUGGGGAACAAGACGAGUUGGAGAGAUUAAGAAGAAAAUUCGAAACUCAACAGUUAGAAGCCAAUGAAACUUUAGAAAAUGGCGAGAAUGAUGAGGAAACGAUAAUUAUCAAGAAGAAAAAGUCGAGCAAGAAAAAAAAGAAGCAUUCAUCAAGCAAAAAAUCAAAAAAGAAGGACAGCGUUGAUGAAACUCCUAAGGUUUCUAACGACACCGUCAUAUAG
Molecule: messenger RNA, 2805 nt
Organism: Zygosaccharomyces rouxii
Lineage: Eukaryota; Fungi; Ascomycota; Saccharomycetes; Saccharomycetales; Saccharomycetaceae
Gene: APL5
Product: Apl5p
Exons: 1
Coding region: 1-2805 (934 amino acids)
Biological process (GO): protein targeting to vacuole; Golgi to vacuole transport
Cellular component (GO): endosome membrane; membrane coat; AP-3 adaptor complex
Source: RefSeq, a predicted model, not a curated record